Peniophora sp. CBMAI 1063 is the source of this 1050-nucleotide messenger RNA. The record is from the annotation of a GenBank genome assembly. Lineage: Eukaryota; Fungi; Basidiomycota; Agaricomycetes; Russulales; Peniophoraceae.
AUGCCAUUCAUACUCUCCACCGCCCAGCACGGUCCCGACAUUCCCGGCCCUGUCGGCCUAGACGAGUCCCUACAGCUCGAACCCGAACCGCACACCUCCGUCGGGUCCUCCCUUACUGGCUCUUACGACCUCGUCACCACAUGUGAUACGUACCACAACGCCAUUGCGGAUGGUAGCGUCGAGAUCUACCACGCAGAGCUCCGACCAACAUCAAGUCUCAAUAAUGAGCAAGAAAGAAACUCGAUUCCGGUCGUUGUGAAGAUAGCGUUAACACAAGACGGGUACACCAAGAUCCUACACGAAGGACGGUUCUACUCAAAACACCUAGGGCCUCUCGUGGAGGAUCACAUGGCGCCCAUAUGCUACGGCGCGUUCAAAGUCCUCAACCGCACCGGCAAAGACCACGCGCACGGGUGUCUGAUCCUCCAAGACUGCGGCCAGCUCGUCGGGUACGGCGACGUGGCAUUGCGGGAUCGCGAUCCGGACGGCGACGCGGCGUACAUCCGUGCCGCUGUCCUCUCAGCCGUCCGCAAACUACACACCCUCGGCCUAACGCACGGCGACCUCCCGUUCGGCCACAUAACCCGCAUGCCGGACCGCUCCGUCCGCAUCAUCGGCUUCACGCACGCCCAAACCGGCCACGAAUGCCAGUACACGCUCUCCGACGCCGAUCUGUGGGGCAGACCGCAGCCGGAGCCGGGUGCUGUGGGGUGUAGCGAGAUCUACGACGUGUGCGAGGGGUUGAACAUCUUCGUGCCAGGCUUCUUCGAGUACAUCGACACCUACCUCCCCGCAUCUCUCAUCGAGGACCAAGACCUCGAGUCUAUAGCCGAUAACGCGCCCGAGGGGACAAGGCCGGCGUACGCGCUGAGGAGGGCGUACGGGGCUGCGCUGGUGUAUCUGGAGGAGUGGUUUCCAGAGGUCGCUGUGCGGAUGCAAAAUGAGAUGGGGAAGGGGUUGAAGGAGCGGUGUAGAGUGUAUCAGAAGGCCAAGGAUGAGAGGGAAGCGAAGAGACGGAUGAGUAUGAGAGAGCCGGCUUCCACUCAGUGA